Spirodela intermedia is the source of this 3205-nucleotide messenger RNA. The record is from the annotation of a GenBank genome assembly. Lineage: Eukaryota; Viridiplantae; Streptophyta; Magnoliopsida; Alismatales; Araceae.
AUGGGGAACGGCUUCUCCUCCUCUGUACUCUUCUCCGCCCGCCAGUCGCGGACAGCUGAGGGGCGUCGCUCCAUCGUCGAUUCAUGGAUGCGCGAGGAUGAGACGCAGGGGCACUCCUUCCGGUACGUCCGACGCUCUUCAUCCUCUCCGCGGCGGUCUUCCGCUGCAUCUUCUUCUUCCCGGCGUCUCGGUCGCCAGGAUUCCGUCCCACGCCGCACAAUCGGGGCCAUCUCUGGUGCUGUUGUCUCGGGGAACUCCUCCACGAGGCCUAUCCACAUCCGGGCUCAGACUUUCCGGGAUGAAUCUGCUGCUUCGCCGGCACCGUCCAAUCCCCCCGGCUUCGAGGGAUCUUGCUCCUUCUCUGCCGCCCCCCUUCAGCUAUCUUCUCCCGCGGCGACUGCCGUCUCGUCUGUGCCAGUCGAUCGCUCGGUCUCUCUGCCUGGUCACAUAGGCCGUGGGGAGCUCUCCGAGCUUCGUGAUAGCUGCGGCGUCCCCUUAUCCGCUUCUCCGGCGAGCAAGAUUGACGAGAGGAAAAGUAGGGGCGUUUUUCCCGUGAGUGAUUAUCCUCUGGUCCGAAGGGCGUCACUCUUUCUUCGUCGGGGUUUCUCGGAGAGGAUCCGCCCCUUGAGCAUCCCCGUCCGGGAUCGGCAGCGAUCGUUCAUGCAGUGGGGUCACAGCAAGGCCGGCGAGGACCGGGUUCACGUCGUCGUGUCCGAGGAGCACCGGUGGUUAUUCGUUGGCAUCUAUGACGGGUUCAAUGGCUCCGACACCGCAGAAUUCCUCGUCGCCAGUCUCUACCGGUCCCUCUCCAAUCAACUCGAGGGGUUGUGCGGGGGAAAUGUGCAAGAAUUACAAGAUUCAGGGAGAUCGAUGUCGGAAGAAGAAGCAGUUGGACUUCGGAGGGAAUUGUCACUUCUUCAGUCGUCAAAAAUUGAGAGACCACUCCAUGAUUUUCUCGCCGACAGAAAGGACGAUCAAGUCCCCCGUGCAUCAGACUCCAUUUCUAAUUGUUUCAUGUUUCUUCCGUGGAACUUGACAAAUCGGUUUGGAAGACGGCAAAGACAAAGACAUCGGAUGGAAUUCCUGCAAUGGAGACGGGGUGAAGAAGGCCAGUACAAGGCGACAGGGGAAGCUACAAGCCAGGAGCGGGGAAAGACGUGGAAGCCCAACCAUGCUGUGGACCACGGACUGGUUCUGGAAGCUCUAUCACGGGCACUGGAGAUCACGGAGGUUGAAUACCUGGAGAGAUUGGACAUAGAAAUCCGUCAGAACCCGGAGCUGGCCCUCACGGGUUCAUGUGUUUUGAUAGUUCUGAUGAGGGACGAGGAUGUGUACGUAAUGAACGUCGGAGACAGCCGUGCUAUUAUUGCGCAACACAGGCCUGCGGUGGUGGUGGCUGGGAGAUCUGAGAGAGAGGAGAACAGUAAAGAUGUGUUUACUUCGGAAGAAGAUAUUGUCGAGGAAGUCGGCUGCGGAGUUCAGCGUGAACAUCCUGCAAUGGAGCUUGUCGCUUUGCAGCUGUCCACAGACCAUAGUACAAGCAUUGAAGAUGUAAGAAUUGUUUUAUAUAUCCACCUCAAAUGAUAGAUUUGAAUAUUUUUCAUUCUAUAAUAUUUAUAUUUUCUAAUUCUUAAAUAUUAUUAUUGAUUCGUAUGAAUGAUCUUUGAUCAUUUAGAAGAUGUCAAUGUUCGAACACCAUCCGCUUCAUAUAAUUCCUCACCUGCUCUGUUCUUGAUUUUGAAGGAAGUGCGCAGGAUCAGGGAAGAACACCCGGAUGACAGCAAGUGUGUUGUGAAUAAUAAGGUUAAAGGUCGUCUCAGGGUCACCCGAGCUUUUGGGGCUGGAUAUCUCAAACAGGUAUCCACAUUGUGCCAAGUAUAUUACGUCUAGAUUCUCCUUAAAUAAUUAACUUCUGAACAUCUUCCAGGAAUACAGAAUUGUUUACUAGACAGAAAUCUGUGAUGGGAUAAACAUUUGGUUAAUUUAUCUUUAAUAUUGAUUGGUCACCAACCAUUUCACAUGUUGCAGCCCAAAUGGAACGAUGGAUUACUGGAAAUUUUCCGGAGUGAGUACAUUGGCACGGCACCGUACAUAUCCUCCUCUCCCUCACUUUGUCACCACAAGCUUUGUCAGAGUGAUCAGUUUCUAGUCCUCUCCUCUGAUGGACUGUACCAGUAUCUAACCAAUGAGGAAGUGGUUUCUCAUGUUAAAACUUUCAUGGAGAGGUUCCCAGAUGGUGAUCCUGCACAAAGUUUAAUCAAGGAGGUGAUUGUCCGUGCAGCUAAUAAAGCGGGUGAGUUUCGUGGGCACUUUUAUAUUUGAUAAAAUUUCUGUCUUAUUCAAUUGAAAAAUGGUUGGUAUUAAGCUAUCUUUGCCUGGCGGUUACUGGAUCUUGAGAAAACUUAAACAGGAUAUUCGGUUGGUUUAGGUGUGGGCAUGGAAGUCGAGACGUAAAUCAGAAAUAAGUUCAUUUGAACUCCACGUUGAGUAUGGCUUAACCAUUAUAUAUAUUUUUUUCUCCCUUCAUGCAAUGCUGCAUCUUAUUAGAAUUCAAUGGAGGGUUGGGCGUUUCGUUUUGGCUAAGGCUAUGAAAUCCUCAGCGGCCCCUUGAUUUUGCAGCAUACAGAAGGGAAAAUAGGAGAUGUAAAACUUAAUUUCAUAACAUCCAGCAAUCUGCUUGGCUAUCUGUGUGCAUAGAAGCACGUGAUGCUGCACCUGCAUUGGAGUCGUAAGACUGAUGAGUUCUGCACACAGAUGGUCAAGGAGGAUAAUUAAUUUUAUGGGGCAUCCACGUAAUUGACCUGUAGUGUUCUUUCAGUAGUUAGCUCGCAGUUCCUUUUUAAGAUCAGUGCAUUUUUUUCUUUUAAUUGGGGAAAAAAAAAUCUUGAAAGGGAUGCGUGAUUACAAUAAACAACAGAGCUGGGGAACGUAGAUUUUAUUUAUUUAGUUUUCAUUACCUUCAUCAGCGAGUCUCCAUUCCUCUGUCAUGAACAUGCUGUUGCUCUAUGAGCGAUCACACUAGUCAGAACUUGCCUAUUUGCUUCAGUCUUAUUUUUCCUUCAUGAAACCGAUCGUUUGCUCACAUGUAGGCAUGGAUUUCAACGAGCUGCUAGGCGUUCCGCAAGGAGACCGCCGGAAGUACCAUGACGAUGUCAGUGUCAUAGUCGUAUCCCUGGAAGGAAGGAUGUGGGAGUCGUCACGAUGA